Sceloporus undulatus (fence lizard) is the source of this 2645-nucleotide messenger RNA. Its product is annotated as serine/threonine-protein kinase TNNI3K-like. Gene Ontology annotation, cellular component: nucleus. Gene Ontology annotation, molecular function: RNA polymerase II-specific DNA-binding transcription factor binding; protein kinase activity; ATP binding. Gene Ontology annotation, biological process: protein phosphorylation; regulation of transcription by RNA polymerase II. The record is from RefSeq and is a predicted model, not a curated record. NCBI's taxonomy places the organism in Eukaryota, Metazoa, Chordata, Lepidosauria, Squamata, Phrynosomatidae.
AAGAACUUUGUUGAAACAAGGAAGAAAUAUUGAACAAAUGGGGAACUAUAAAUCCAGACCAACCCAAACUUGCACUGACGAAUGGAAAAAAAAGGUUAGUGAAUCAUAUGCUAUAAUCAUUGAAAGAUUAGAAGAUGAUCUAUUAAUCAAAGAAAAAGAACUUGCUGAACUAAAGCAUGUUUUCAGCUCUGAUGAAGCCUUCAGCAAAGUUAAUUUGAAUUAUCGUACAGAAAAUGGGCUGUCUCUUCUGCAUUUGUGUUGUAUUUGUGAAGGUAAUAAAUCACACAUUAGGACUCUCAUGCUGAAAGGAUUGCGUCCAUCUAGGCUGACAAGAAAUGGAUUUACAGCUUUGCAUUUAGCAGCUUACAAGGACAAUGCAGAACUUUUAACAGCCUUAUUGCACAGUGGAGCUGACAUCCAGCAAGUUGGCUAUGGAGCACUUACAGCUCUCCAUAUUGCUACAAUAGCUGGUCACCAUGAGGCUGUUGAUAUACUUUUGCAACAUGGGGCUUAUGUCAAUGUUCAAGAUGCUGUUUUUUUCACUCCUUUACAUAUUUCAGCCUAUUAUGGCCAUGAACAGGUAACACGACUCUUGCUGAAAUUUGGUGCUGAUGUGAAUGUGAGUGGAGAAGUUGGAGACAGACCCCUUCAUUUAGCUUCAGCCAAAGGAUUUCUCAAUAUUGCAAAGCUUUUGAUGGAGGAAGGAAGCAAGGCAGAUGUGAAUGCUCAAGACAAUGAAGACCAUGUGCCUCUCCACUUCUGCUCUCGAUUUGGUCAUCAUGAUAUCGUCAAGUUUUUGCUUCAAAGUAAUUUUGAAGUCCAGCCCCAUGUGGUCAAUAUUUAUGGAGACACACCUUUGCAUCUCGCUUGCUACAAUGGCAAGUUUGAAGUUGUGAAGGAAUUAAUUCAGCUUUCUGGAACAGAAAGCCUCACUAAAGAGAAUAUUUUCAGUGAAACUGCCUUUCACAGUGCAUGCACCUACGGCAAAAACAUAGAACUCGUAAAGUUUCUUCUUGACCAGAAUGUGUUGAGCCUCAGUCACCAAGGAAGAGAUGGGCAUACAGGGUUACAUUCGGCUUGUUAUCAUGGCCAUAUCCGUCUCGUGCAAUUUCUACUGGACAAUGGAGCUGAUAUGAAUCUUGUAGCCUGUGAUCCCAGCAGGUCUAGUGGUGAGAAAGAUGAGCAGACCUGUUUGAUGUGGGCCUAUGAGAAAGGACAUGAUGCUAUUGUUACACUUCUGAAACAUUAUAAAAGACCACAGGAUGAAUCCCCCUGUAAUGAGUACUCUCAGCCUGGAGGAGAUGGAUCUUAUGUAUCAGUUCCAUCACCUCUGGGGAAAAUUAAAAGCAUGACUAAAGAAAAGGCAGAUGUUCUCCUUCUCCGCGCUGGUCUGCCAUCCCAUUUUCACCUCCAGCUCUCAGAAAUUGAGUUCCAUGAAAUUAUUGGCUCAGGGUCGUUUGGAAAAGUAUACAAGGGAAGAUGCAGAAAUAAAAUAGUGGCUAUUAAACGUUACCGAGCCAACACCUACUGCUCCAAGUCAGAUGUCGACAUGUUUUGCCGUGAAGUGUCUAUCUUGUGCCGACUCAAUCACCCCUGUGUCAUCCAGUUUGUUGGAGCUUGCCUGGAUGACCCAAGUCAAUUUGCUAUAGUGACCCAGUACAUAUCUGGAGGAUCUCUCUUUUCCCUAUUGCAUGAACAAAAGAGGAAUCUUGACUUGCAGUCAAAAUUAAUAAUUGCAGUAGAUGUUGCUAAAGGUAUGGAGUAUCUUCACAACCUUACCCAGCCAAUUAUACAUCGUGACUUAAACAGUCACAAUAUUCUCCUGUAUGAAGAUGGCCAUGCAGUUGUUGCUGAUUUUGGAGAAUCCAGAUUUCUCCAGUCCCUGGAUGAAGACAACAUGACAAAGCAACCUGGGAACUUGCGCUGGAUGGCCCCUGAAGUAUUCACACAGUGUACUCGAUACACUAUAAAAGCUGAUGUAUUCAGCUAUGCUCUGUGUCUGUGGGAACUGUUAACAGGGGAAAUUCCAUUUGCUCACCUCAAACCAGCUGCUGCAGCAGCAGAUAUGGCAUACCAUCACAUCCGACCUCCAAUAGGCUAUUCAAUUCCCAAGCCAAUUUCUUCAUUGUUAAUGAGGGGCUGGAAUGCAUGUCCUGAGGGAAGGCCUGAAUUUUCUGAAGUGGUCUCCAAAUUAGAAGAAUGUCUAUGCAAUAUUGAGUUGAUGUCACCAGCUUCUAGCAACAGCAGUGGUUCUCUUUCUCCUUCCUCUUCUUCGGAUUGCCUGGUUGCUCGAGGAUGCCCUGGCCGUAGCCAUGUUGCUGCUUUGCGAAGUCGCUUUGAGUUGGAAUAUGCCUUGAAUGCAAGAGCUUAUACUGUCUGGUCACAAAGCACUGGGCAGCAUCCUUCUCAAGGCCUUUCUUUGGAAGAGAUGAGGAGAAAUUUUCAAUAUCCACCAAUUGACCGAAAUGGUUAUGUGUCGGAUCCCAUGAGUACAAUGCGAUUUCAUUCCUGUAGCAACAGUGGCAGCUUUGAAGACAGCGGCUGACAGCAGGAACUAUCUACCUGAAGAGAGAUUCUCCACAAACUGGAAGCAACAUUUCUUAGUGUGUGUCACUGCAGCUCCCAACCAUCAUAAAUUAUAUCAA